AUGGUCGACGAAGCCACCAAGCGCACUUUGGCAGCAAUACCCUUGUUAAAAACGCGUGCUGGCCCUAGGGAUAAGGACCAAUGGGUUGGACGAUUAAAGGAGGAAUUAGUCAGUUUAAUCAAGUAUGUCGAAAAUAACAAAAAACAAGAUAACGAUUGGUUUCGCCUGGAAUCCAAUAAAGAAGGCACAAGAUGGUUUGGCAAAUGUUGGUAUGUACAUAACCUGCUAAAAUAUGAAUUCGACGUUGAGUUUGAUAUUCCUGUUACAUACCCGGGAACAGCGCCAGAGAUAGCACUGCCAGAGUUGGAUGGAAAAACAGCAAAGAUGUACAGAGGAGGAAAAAUCUGUUUAACGGAUCAUUUUAAACCCUUGUGGGCAAGAAAUGUACCCAAAUUUGGCAUUGCUCACGCAAUGGCCCUAGGCUUGGGGCCGUGGUUAGCUGUUGAAAUUCCGGACUUGGUAGAAAAAGGAAUAAUUGUUCAUAAAGAGAAGACAUCAUCAGAAUAACUACCGUUC
This is a messenger RNA of Trichoplax adhaerens, 516 nucleotides long. RefSeq lists its product as uncharacterized. The transcript has 6 exons. Lineage: Eukaryota; Metazoa; Placozoa; Uniplacotomia; Trichoplacea; Trichoplacidae. The record is from RefSeq and is a predicted model, not a curated record. Gene Ontology annotation, cellular component: cytoplasm. Gene Ontology annotation, biological process: protein K69-linked ufmylation. The coding region runs from base 1 to 507 and encodes 168 amino acids. Gene Ontology annotation, molecular function: UFM1 conjugating enzyme activity.